This is a messenger RNA of Colius striatus (speckled mousebird), 1184 nucleotides long. RefSeq names its product ISL LIM homeobox 2 (gene ISL2). The record is from RefSeq and is a predicted model, not a curated record. The coding region runs from base 2 to 1078 and encodes 358 amino acids. Gene Ontology annotation, molecular function: cis-regulatory region sequence-specific DNA binding; DNA-binding transcription factor activity, RNA polymerase II-specific. The transcript has 6 exons. Gene Ontology annotation, cellular component: nucleus. Gene Ontology annotation, biological process: neuron fate specification; positive regulation of transcription by RNA polymerase II; axonogenesis. NCBI's taxonomy places the organism in Eukaryota, Metazoa, Chordata, Aves, Coliiformes, Coliidae.
AAUGGUGGACAUCCUCCUCCCGCGGCCGCUCUCGGGCGCCAUGGGGGAGCCCUCCAAGAGGCGGCCGGGGCUGGCCCUGUGCGCAGGCUGUGGGGGCCGCAUCCAGGACCCGUUCCUGCUGCGGGUGUCGCCGGACCUGGAGUGGCACGUCGCCUGCCUCAAGUGCGCCGAGUGCGGGCAGCUCCUGGACGAGACCUGCACAUGCUUCCUGCGCGACGGCAAGGCCUACUGCAAGCGGGAUUACAGCAGGCUCUUCGGCAUCAAGUGUGCCCAGUGCCGGGCGGCCUUCAGCAGCAGCGACCUGGUGAUGCGCGCCCGCGACCACGUCUACCACCUGGAGUGCUUCCGCUGCGCCGCCUGCGGCCGCCAGCUCCUGCCCGGUGACCAAUUCUGCCUGCGGGAGCGCGACCUUCUCUGCCGCGCCGACCACGGGCCGACCCCUGAUGGCAUCGCCACUCGCGGGCCGCGCAGCCCCGCGCUGCCGCAGCCCGCCGCGCAUCUCGCAGAGCCGGUGCCCGGGCGGCCGCCCGCUCCGCGGCCACCGGCGCACAAGACGGCGGAGAAGACCACCCGUGUGCGGACGGUGCUGAACGAGAAGCAGCUGCACACGCUGCGGACCUGCUACGCGGCCAACCCGCGGCCCGACGCCCUGAUGAAGGAGCAGCUGGUGGAGAUGACGGGGCUCAGCCCCCGGGUCAUCCGCGUCUGGUUCCAGAACAAGCGCUGCAAGGACAAGAAGAAGUCCAUCCUCAUGAAACAGCUCCAGCAGCAGCAGCACAGCGACAAGACGAGCCUGCAGGGUCUCACCGGGACGCCGCUGGUGGCAGGCAGCCCCAUCCGCCACGAGAGCGCCGUGCAGGGCAGCGCCGUGGAAGUCCAGACCUACCAGCCACCCUGGAAGGCGCUCAGCGAGUUCGCCCUGCAGAGCGACCUGGAGCAGCCCGCAGCCUUCCAGCAGCUGGUCUCCUUCUCCGAGUCCGGCUCCUUGGGCACCUCCUCCGGCAGCGACGUGACCUCGCUGUCCUCCCAGCUCCCCGACACCCCCAACAGCAUGGUGCCCAGCCCGGCCGAGACGUGAGGCGGCCGAGCUGCCCGCCGCCGCGGGACUUCCGCAUGCCUGCGCUCCCUGCAUGAGACACCCGGCCCCGGGCCGCUCCCAGAGCGCCGGACAAAACGCCUUUGUU